GAGCGGGCAGCCGCAGCCUGGCCUGCCGGGUCCUCUUUCCUCAUCCCCAGCCAGAGCUGCUGACAGCUGCUUGGGACACUGCCGCUGCCACCGGGGCCUGGCCAGACCUGCAGCCUCUCCUCAGUCUCUCGGGGACUCCUGAGCCACUGCCCCUCAUGGCCCAGAAGGAAGAGGCCACGCAGGCCGAAGCGGCUGCUGCACCUGCCUCCCAAAAUGGGGAGGAGGACCUGGAUGACCUGGCGGACCCCGAGAAGCUGAAGGAGCUCAUCCAGCUGCCACCAUUUGAGAUCGUCAAGGGGGAGCGGCUGCCUGUCAACUUCUUUAAGUUCCAGUUCCGGAACGUGGAGUACAGCUCUGGGCGGAACAAGACCUUCCUCUGCUACGUGGUGGAAGUGCAGAGCAAGGGAGGCCAAGUGCAGGCCUCCCGGGGCUACCUGGAGGACGAGCACGCCGCUGCCCACGCAGAGGAAGCCUUCUUCAACAGCGUUCUGCCGGCCUUCGACCCGGCCCUGCGGUACAACGUCACCUGGUACGUGUCCUCCAGCCCCUGUGCGGCUUGCGCCGAUCGCAUCAUCAAAACCCUGGGCAAGACCAAGAACCUGCGCCUGCUCAUCCUGGUGGGGCGGCUCUUCAUGUGGGAGGAGCCGGAGAUCCAGGCUGCGCUGCGGAAGCUCAAGGAGGCCGGCUGCAGGCUUCGCAUCAUGAAGCCCCAGGACUUCGAGUAUGUCUGGCAGAAUUUUGUGGAGCAAGAAGAGGGUGAAUCCAAGGCGUUUGAGCCCUGGGAGGACAUUCAGGAGAACUUCCUCUACUACGAGGACAAGCUGGCGGACAUCCUGAAGUAGGCGCCGGCCUCGGCCUCCUGUCUGCCUGCUGCCACCACCAAACAGCAGGGACACGUGUGCUGCCUGGGACAUGCCUGCCUUCCGGACACCACUGGCGCUGGAUGGCACCUGACACCAACCCAUCCUGGACAAGGCCCUCAGUGGAUUCCAAAUACACUUCUCACCGCUGUGGUUCACUUAGGCUGUGCCUCUCUCCAGAGCUGCGGUCAGGAAGAAGGCGAGGGAGUGACAAACAGAAAAGCUCGCGGCUCCUGGAGGUCCAGGGUUUGCUUUCCCAGUGUGGCCACUUAGGCAGAGGCCUCAGCCUGAAGGUGCAGAGCUUUCAGUAUGUCCAGAAGCGCAUUUCUUGUUCCGUUGUGCUGUUUUGUUGUGGUUUUUUUUUUUUUUUUUUAAAGAAAGACAGCAACUCAAUAAAAGAAAUAGUGUGGUUUC
Molecule: messenger RNA, 1274 nt
Organism: Cavia porcellus (domestic guinea pig)
Lineage: Eukaryota; Metazoa; Chordata; Mammalia; Rodentia; Caviidae
Gene: Apobec2
Product: apolipoprotein B mRNA editing enzyme catalytic subunit 2
Exons: 3
Coding region: 156-842 (228 amino acids)
Biological process (GO): cytidine to uridine editing
Cellular component (GO): nucleus; cytoplasm
Molecular function (GO): cytidine deaminase activity; RNA binding
Source: RefSeq, a predicted model, not a curated record